AUAUAUGCCAAUAAUGUAUAGGCGUCCCACUUAUUUUAUCAUCAUCUUGGAAGCAUUAGUAAAAAACAAAUCAUUUACAAGUCGCAUGGCGGGCGACGGCGACUGCGCGCGGUGCUGCUUCAGCUUCGUGGUGACCUCGGGGCUGGCAGCAGUGUUCCUAUGGCUGAGCCUCCGGCCCUCGAAACCAAACCUGUACAUCGAAGACUUCUCCGUCCCCGGCCUCAACAAGUCCGGCAACCACAGUAUCCUCUUCAAGCUGGGCCUCCGCAACCAGAUGAAGGACAAGGGCGUGCGCUACGGCGACAUAAGCCUCCUCUUCCUCUACAACUCCUCUCUCCUCGUCGCCAACCACACGCUCCCCGCCUUCUACCAGGGCCACGGAAAGACCGCUCACCGGAGUCACUCCGUCGACGCCGCGGGGGUGCCGUGGGCGGCGCUGCCUGCCAAUGGGAGCGUGAGGUUUAGCGUGAGGGCGGCGACGAGGGUCAACUUCAAGAUUAUGCUGUGGUUCACCAAGAGCCACGCCUUGCGAGUCGCCGGAGAUGUGGAUGUGGGACCCUCCGGGAGGAAGCUCAGGAACAAAUCGAUCAAGUUGAAGUCCGGCGUGGCGGGGCCCCGGAGUCGCUGCCUCAGAAUGGGCGUUGCUACGCUCUUCACAUUCUUCCUCUUGUAAUAAACAUUUUUUUUUAAUUGUUCAUAUUAAUUGGGGUUAUUUGGAAUCGGAAUCUGAUUCCCAAUGUUUGUUUGAGGGAAUUUACAUUUUGGAUUUUAAAUUUUAGAGGUAGUAAUAAAUUCUUACUCAAAUGAAACUAAAAUUUAGAUGUU
Molecule: messenger RNA, 825 nt
Organism: Salvia hispanica
Lineage: Eukaryota; Viridiplantae; Streptophyta; Magnoliopsida; Lamiales; Lamiaceae
Product: protein NDR1-like
Biological process (GO): defense response to other organism
Cellular component (GO): plasma membrane; plasmodesma
Source: RefSeq, a predicted model, not a curated record